CUUUGUAUAUCGACAAUGUGACCAUCACCGAAGCAACUGCAGACACGUAUUUAUUUAGAUGUUUUUUAAUUAAAAAUUAAAUAGUGCUAAAACCAGGUAGCGCAGCCAGUUGAAAAAAGCGCAGAAGGGCCCGAAAAUGUUUGCCAACCUGAAAAACAAGCUGAUCGAGGAGGUGAAGGCGUCGCCGUCGAAAUUCCAACAAUUUGCGAAUGCUGCACAGGCCGCCGUGAGCUCAUCGUCGAGCACAACACCCAAUUCGGACACGAACACCAGCAACAAUGAGAACUUCUUCAGCAUCACGGAGGAGGACACACCUCAGAACUCGCCUUAUCGCAUCCAAAAACUGCCGGCCACAAGUGCAUCUUCGCUUCGCGGACGCUCAACCCAAUCCCUGAAUGGUUCGAGGACCCGCAAGCUGUCUAACUCGUCCAUGGCCAGCGAUGUGUCCUUCCGCCUGCCCACCUACGAAGCGCCAGCUGUCUACCACUUGCAAUCGGAUCUUGACGAGACGAGCAGCGAGUUCGACGACUCCGCCUCGACGGCUCGUCUGGAUGUGAUCACCAAGGACCAGCUGUAUGAUGCGUAUAAGAAGUCCCUGGAUCGCUAUCACAAGUACCGCUGCCGCUACACGGAUCUGGCCAAAAAGUACAAGGAACUGGAGCGCGACAGCUCCAAGGCGAGGUCCGUGUUGGUGGAGACGCAAGACAAGGCGCUGCGCCGGAUAAGCGAGCUGAGGGAGCAGUGUACGCUCGAGCAGCAGGCAAAGGCGCAUUUGGAGGAGGCGCUACGCAUUGAGAUGGACGACAUGAGCUGCAAGAUGCAGGCUUAUCAAACGAAGCUAAAGUUACUCGGCGAGAAUCCGGAGAACAUUACGGCUGCUCUGGAGCGAAGCGGGCAUCUGCUGGACACGGAGCAGCUUAUCGACCUUGAUGAGUCGGCGGGGAAGUCGGAACCGUCUGCAAAUGGUGGUUCCGGUGAGGAUGGCUCCGAUCUCCAGCGACUUCUCAAAGAGCGGGAGACCCAACUUAAGGAAGUGACCGAAAAGUAUGAAGCUCUCCGCAAGCAAGAGGAGGAGAAUGUUCUGCUUCUGGCCCAGACGAAGCAGGCCAUUCACACAGAGUUGGAGCACAAGGACACCGAGGUGCGACAGCUUCAGGAGAAGCUGAAGCAGUUGGAGUCUCAGCGGGAGUCCCACAGCAACGAAGCUAAGGAGCAGCUUAAAAAACUUCAGGCUACGAAGCAGGAAGUCGAUGCCAAACUAAUAGCCACGGAGCACUUGCUGAAUUCCCUGAAAGGAAACUACGCAGCCAAGGAGCAACAGGUGGCUGCCCUCGAAAAGCAACUGGAAACUAUUAAAACGGACAACGAGCAAAAACUAAAGGAACUUAAACAACAGAACGAAAGUCGCGAAAACCAAGCAAGCGAUUCAAACGAACAGCUUAAGAAACUACAGUCAGCCAAAGAGGAAGCCGAGGCGCAGCUUUUGGUCAAGGAUCAACUGUUGGAAUCUCUCAAAACCGAACACACAGCCAAGCAGAAACAGUUGAAUGAUCUAGAGGAGCAGCUGGCUGUUUUGAAAAAGGAUAACGAAGCUAAUUUAAGCAAGUUAAGAAAAAAUCAAGAUGCCAGCGAGUCUCAAACGAAUGAAGCUCAAGUUCUACAAACUCAACUUCAAGCAGCCAAAGAUGAAGCUGAAUCAAAGCUCUUGGCGACAGAAAAACUUUUAAACUCUCUUCGGAAAGAUCACGAAGCCAAGGAAGACCAGUUGGCUAAGUUGAAGGAGAGCAUAAGCACAAUUACCCAGGAAAACGAUGUGAACCUACAAAAAUUGCGCCAGGUCAACGAACAACGUGAGUCUCUAGUUAAAGAUGUUCAGAAGAAGCUUGAAGAUUUGCAAGCGGCUAAGGAUGAGGCCCAAGCAAAACUUCUAUCCACGGAACUCAGUUUAAACGCCCUUCAGGCCGCACUCUCGGCAAAGGAAGAGCAAGCUGUGUCCUUGGAGCAAAAUUUGAAUGCCCUCAAAACCGAAAGCGAAAACAGUUUGCAGGACCUGCGUUUGCAAAACGAUCAGCUGCUUGAAAUUGUUCAGCGUCAUCAACAAAACGACUGGGAGGCGCAGCUCGAAAGUGCGCGAGAAGAGAUAAAAACUCUACAGUCGCAGCGAGAGCAACAUGCCCUUGAACUGGAAAAGAGCCUGGAAAUAGAGCGCGAAUCAGUAGCCGCCUUAGGCUCCGAGAAAACUGCUUUGGAGGAACAGCAUAGGCUUAAGCUCGAGCAGCUGCAGCGCGAGAUUCAAAUCCUACAGGAUCAGCACGCCAACUCAGAAAGCGAAACUGUUGCAGCUCUGAAAUCCCAGUUGGAGGCACUCAGUCAGGACUUGGCCAAUAGCCAGGCCAGUCUCCUGGCCAAGGAAAAGGAAUUGAAAGCCAGUGGCAACAAGUUAAACAAGAUAAAGAAACAACAUGAACACCAUCAAACGAAAUCAAGCGAACAAAACGCGCGAUUAGAAACACUGCAAGGUGAGCUGGCGGAUCAACAACGUCAUUGCCGACAGGUGGAAAACGAGAAGGAAGAGUUGCAGACACGCGUCACCGGAAUUCUAGAAGAGAUCGGUACCAUGCAGGCGCAAAUGCAGCAGGUGCAGGACUCUCACAGUGAACUGGAACGCGAGAAGCGAAAGCUGGAGUCCCGCAUCGAGUCUCUGCAGCAGGAGCAGGUGGACAGCAGUGCCCAGGACGAACGAACCUCCGCCAAGCUGGAGGAGAUCCAAAGCGAAAACACCAAGCUCGCCGAGCGCAACUGUCUGCUGGAGGAGCAGACGAAUCACUUGGAAUCCCAGCUGGAGGCCAAGCAAGAGGAAAUUGGAAAGAUUCAGUUAAAGAUGCAACAGGUACUGGACGAGCACUCGAAACUUCAAAAUGCCCAGGAGCUGAUGGAUCACGACUACCGCACCCUGCAAGACAAGUGCGAUGCCUACGAAAAGGACAAGCUGCUGACCAAGGAUACCUUGGACUGCUUGGAGGCGGCCAGUGGAGAAUUGCAGCGGGUUAAGGCGAAUUUAGAGCGGGAUCUGGAGGAACAGCAACAGCAAUUGUUGGAGUUACGAGAACGGCAGAGGGAGCAGGAGCAGCAGUUAAGAGACCAGGCGGAUCGAUGCGUCGAAUUGGAGGCCGAGAAUUCCGCAAACGUAAGUCAGCUGCAGGCCACCAUCAGCAAUCUUCGCGAGCAACUGGAUUCCCACAGGCAGUCGGAAGAAGGCAUUCAGGAGAAGAUCCAGGCCACCAGUGCAUCCUACGCCUCACAGAUUGCCACCUUGGAGGCACGCUGGAGUGCCGCCAACUCCGAUGUGGAGCGUCUCCAUGAAGCAAACGAUGCCCUGCAGUUGGAAAUGGAACAGUUGAAAAUCAAGCACAACCAGGAACGAGAGGAAGUUAAGGAGUCUAUUGCCCAGAAGAAUCGCCAAGUGGUGGAGCUGCAAGAAGCCAUGGCAUUGCGGGAUCGCCAGCUAAAGGACAAGGUUGAAGCCUCUGAAAAACUUGCAAAAUUCGAUGAGCUUCAAAUCGAGAACGAGUAUCUUAGCAAGCACACCAAACAACUGGAAAAGGAGUUGGCUGAAGACGCGGAACUCAAAGAGAAACUGAAAUCCCUGCAAUGUGAAUUGUACGUUCUGCAGGAGAAGGCCGAACAGCACGCUGUCCAAAUGUCCGAAAAGGAAACCCAAAGUGCGGCAGCGACAGCAGAGGUGAGUGAACUGAAAAGAGCCAUUGAGGAGCAGGCGGUCGAGUUAACCCGACAGAAGGAGCACGCCAGCUUCGUCACCGAACAGAGUGACGCUGUCCAAAAAGAACUACUCCAAGCGCAACAGCAACUCCAGGAUAAACAAAGCGAACUAACGAAAACCCAAGAAGAACAAAGCACUCUUAAGGCCACUGUUGAAAGCCUCAACCAGGAGGUGUCCAGUCUCAAGGAGCAGGCCACGGCCUCGUCGGAUUCCGAUGGUUUGCGCAGCCUGAACGAGCGACUGCAGCGAGAGCUGGAGGAUCUGAAGCACAAAAGCAACGGCGCGGAGUCCAACAUGCAGCAGGAGAUCGAGGAGUUGCAGGCGAACAACCAGCAGAUGGCCGAGCGCAUCAACGAACUGGAAACCCUGCGGGCGGGCAUUCAGGCCCAGCAACUUCUUGCCAGCAUGGCGCCCAAGAAUGUCCAGGAGGCGGCCGCUGCCGGAGAGCGGGCUGAAUUGGAGGCCAAGCUUAAGGAGAUUAUGAACGAGGUGCAGGAUGUGACAAGUAGAAAUCUGUUCCUGGAGCAAAAAUGCGAAAACUACCUAAUACUCGAACAGUCCAACGAAAGGUUGAAGCUGCAGAAUGCGAGACUCUCAAGACAACUGGAUGAAACACUGGUAUCCAUGCAGCACAGCGAGGCUGUUCCAGCAAACACGGAGUUUGAAUACUUAAAAAAUAUCAUGUUCCAGUACCUGACUGGCAACACAAACAAUGAGACACUGGUUAAAGUGAUAUCGGCGGUGCUCAAGUUUUCACCGCAGCAGACCCAAGUUGCUCUGGAAAAGGAGCAUCAGCGACGAUCGCUGCUAAACAAAAUAAUCUAGCAUGAACUCAUGGCUCUCUACGAUGGAGACUGGAACUGGGAGCCCUGCCCGGCGACGCUUCCAGACCGCAAUUAAAGUCGGAGGGAUUGAAAGGAGAUCACAAGUACCUUAUACCUCACCUCCGGCCGAUGGGAUGGAUGAUUCCGGCUGUUUCUGCAGGCAAUUGGAUGUGUUAAACCAGUUGAUACAUAUUUGUGUGUAAACCCCCAUUAACCCCAUACUAGAUAAAUGUUAUUGUACAGUCCACUAAUUAACUAUAGCUACUUCUAUCCAAAUUCAUGCUAAGCACUUUUGUACAUUUUGAUUACGCUUUCCAUGUUUCCGGCAUUUAUUUGCUUGCGAUCCAGAAUCCCACUUAUCCCCAAUCUAACCUAAGUGCAAUCGUUUUGUGUGUUUUAGUUAUAAGAUUAAAUUUGUAAAGAUCCGCAGCGCAGUUGGCAUUUAGUUUAAUUCAAAUUCUAUACAAUUACAUAAAAUAAAUAGUUGCAAUUUAUUCAAGGUAA
Drosophila ficusphila is the source of this 5109-nucleotide messenger RNA. RefSeq names its product golgin subfamily A member 4 (gene Golgin245). Gene Ontology annotation, molecular function: small GTPase binding. The transcript is spliced from 8 exons. Bases 137 to 4606 code for a protein of 1489 amino acids. Gene Ontology annotation, cellular component: Golgi apparatus. The record is from RefSeq and is a predicted model, not a curated record. NCBI's taxonomy places the organism in Eukaryota, Metazoa, Arthropoda, Insecta, Diptera, Drosophilidae. Gene Ontology annotation, biological process: Golgi vesicle transport.